GUACCCCGGGCCAGAUUCAUCGAAUUCGCUCAAUGUGCCUCCUUGACAUCAAAUUACGCCGUAGCAAGGAUGCAGCGCAUGCGUGGUCUUUCAGUACGUCCGGUAGAGCAGUAAACUAGUUGGACAUUUCGCUAAGUUUUGUGAAGUGAACAACAAACGUCUACGCUUAUGUUUUUACACGAGUCCGGUCGGAGGAAUGAACGAGAUUUUAGGUGUGGGUCUUAAAAUGGGAUUGUUUUUGCACGUUGUCGCUGUCAGCCCCUCCGACGCGACAUUAGACGAGAGCCUACUGCACUGUGAGGGGCUGAACAACCAGAGCUAUGUCUGUGAAUCGGGACACUGCUGUGGGGAGUCAGAGUGCUGCAGUUACUACUAUGAACUCUGGUGGUUCUGGCUGGUGUGGGUCAUCAUCUUCAUCCUGAGCUGCUGCUGCGUGUGUCACCACCGGCGCACCAAGCACCGGCUGCAGCAGCAGCAGCGCCAGCACGAGAUCAACCUCAUCGCCUACCGCGAGGCGCACAACUACACCUCCGUUCCGUUCUACUUCAGGUUUCUUCCAAAUUCCCUCCUACCUGACUAUGAGGAGGUGGUGAACCGCCCUCCCACCCCUCCCCCUCCCUACAGUGUCUUCCAUACAGCCAGCCCCCUGCCCACGGACCCACAGGACGGACUGGGACACUGCCCGACCAUCCAGACCACUCCGGUCCCCCCAGUGUCCGACACCCUCUGCUCCAGGCCGAUCCUGGAAGAGCCCCACCGCACUGGGGCUCCCACCAUUGGCUACAACAGACACAAGGCAGACAAUAAGCCUCAGGAGCCCCAGGAUGGUGGACCAGGGCUAGGGCCCCAGGAUGGUGGACCAGGGCUAGGGCCCCAGCAGGCCUCUACAGAGGAGCCUGGAAGCCCAGAGAAGAAUUGCAAGGAGCCUCUGUUACUCGGGGACCUAGGGGGGCCCGAGAGCGGUGCCCAGGAGGACAAAGAUAAUAGGGGGGCCCUUGGGCGGCGGCGCCGUUUCACUGGUGACUCGGGUAUCGAGGUGUGCGUAUGUGACCGUGGUGGUAGUACCCGUAUUGGGAGCCAGGAGGGCAAGGAGCUGAGGGAGAAGGAUAGCCUGAUGGGGGAGCAGGAAGGAGGAGACUUCUGCGACGGAUGCGGUCACCCCGCUCCGGGAGUGGAAGAGGGGCAGGCCCUAGCCCUGGAUGGACCCGAAAGUAGGUCGGAGUGCGGGUCGGCGACAGGGUCCAACUCCCCGCCACCACCCGCCAUGACGCAACCCACCCAGCCCCCGGUGUGCCUGCUCCUCCACACCAUCAAUGAGCUUGAGGGGCCCCCUCACCAUGGCAACAGCACAGAGCCCCAGGGCUGAGCUACGCUAAGCUAAAGCACAUCUUCACCGAGGAGGGAGAGGGAACCAGGAGUGGGAGUCAAGACUUUAGUGUGUGUGUGACUGUCUGAGAUCGUGUGUGUGUGUGUGUGAGAAGAGUAGGAAGUUGUAUUUUAUCCCAGAGUCUGGACUUAAAGGCCUGAUGUUGAUAGCUAAAGCCCCUUUGGCAUACUGUAAUGGUGGCCUUAACUGCAAUGUACAAGGAAACACCAACCUGCCUACAGACUGCUAACGGCAUAAAUGUCCUCCUUUGUCUGUCUUUACCAAGAGGAGGCGAAAGGAGAUUGUGUUAAGACUUGUGCAAGCUGGGGGAGAUUGAUAGUCUGGUCAGUGGAUGCUAACCUGACGUUUGGUGCGACUGCAGUAUAGUGUAAAUACACACUGGUGCAACUCUAGUCUGGUCCCAGAUCAGUUUGUGCUGUCUUGCCAACUCCUAUGCUCAGUGUACCAAGCUGGUGAAAAUCACCGCAGCUACUUCCUGUGUCUGUUCACAGGAAGGAACAUCCUGGACAAAUACGCUGAAGAGGUACAGGAACAUUGUCAAGCAGUGCAGUGUGGAUCGUCAUGGCGACGAUGUGUGCUUAUGUAAUGUGAUAGUCCCAGUCGGUAUGUAAUAGAACGUGGUGGCCCUGCCUGCCUGUGGGGAAAACAACCCAUGGUUACUUUGGUUACCCCAUUGGCUCACAGCAAAAACUUGACCUUUUUCCAAAAGCUAUUUUCUUGUCUGCUUGUUUUAGUCAAUUACAAAAAUACAUUUAAGAAAAGUACAAUGUGUGGAAAGAUUACUAUUCAACUUUGCCUGCUCCUGAGCGUUCUCACUACUUAGAAAAAUGUAAUGUUGUUGGCGCUUCCCUCGUUUUCAUGACAGCACUAAUGUUAACCGGGUGAGUGUGUGCUAGCUAGCUACCAACCAGAACAGGACUCUCCAACCCUGUUCCUUGGUGAGCUAUCCUCAUGUAGGUUUUCACUCCCAACCCUGUUCCUUGGUGAGCUAUCCUCCUGUAGGUUUUCACUCCCAACCCCAGUUGUAACUAAUCUGAUUGGGUUUAUAAACAGCUCAUUUUUUAGAAUCAGGUGUGCUAGAUUAGGGUUGGAGUGAACCCACAGGACGAUAGCUCUCCAGGAACAGGAUUGGAGAGCCCUGAACCAGAACAUUAAGCUAGCCAACGCAAACAAACGGACUAGCUAUAAAGCUACAAGUAGUGAGUGGAGUUCCAAACGGACUGUACUAAGCAAGUUAAAUGUCUUACCUGUGAUAAAAUAUUUUCCACACACGUAGCUAAAGUGUAGCCUACUUUGACACCGGGUCCCCACAAUUUCUCACUCUUCCACACCGAAUAGCCUGAAGCCACAGGGCUCUUCUCGCUGGCUCUAUUUCCGUAGGUCGAGAUUUUUGACCUAGUUACAUUUGUAUAACAAAAAAUGUACUACGAAGUUGGCUCUUUUACAGUCGGGGUCAAUGGGGAAAGAACGUUUGUUUUCCCCAAUUGGUGGGCGUUGUCGAGGGCAAUUAAUUCUAAUUACAUGAAUACUGACUCAGAGUAUACUGUACAGGAAGAGCCUGAUGCAAAACACUGCUUCGCAUAAGACCUUUAGCCUUAUGGUUUUUACUCUCCUACAACCCUGUUUUCACAGAGACCCAAGUGCAUUAACACGUUUCGUGUGACACAAUAAUAUUUUUAUUUUGCACAUAAAUAUAUGUAACUAAUAAGGGAGACAAAGAAAUGAAUCAAACAUUAAAAAAAGUUCUAUCUGCAAAUCCUGUCUUUUUUUUUUUCCCCCCUCAUUUUUAUUUUACAUUGAAUCAGUUAAUAUUUGUUUUGUAAAGGAUGGUUUUCUAAUGUGUCGUUGAGAUGAAUUCUACAUGGAUAAAAACACAACACUUACCACAUUCAGUAUGGGCCUCUAUCGGUGUCUAGGACGUGAUUGGUUCCUCUCAGAGAUAUUGAUUACAUGAUUGUAUUGUGCAUCUCUGAGAAACUGUCAUGUUUGCGAUAGCUCGCAAUGAUUGUGCAUUAGUGAAACUUACAGGUCCGUAGGAGAAACGGGUACAAAAAAAAAAAACGUUUAGUUACGAGAACCAAGCUAUCAUAAGUGCUUUUUAUAGGCCUAUUAUGCAUUAGGUAUAAACAAAUAGAAUAUUCUAUAAUUGUGGUACAACAAAGGUAAACUUGUGCAUUUUGGACGGAUGUCUUUGUCAACUCGUAAUGAAAUUGUAAAGCUUUUGAUCGACAUAUUGGAAAGUUGUGUAUUAUAAUAUCAUACAACGCAUUUCUGAACCAAACGAGCUACUUUUAAAUCUGUCAUAGCAAAUUGUCAGUCUACAAUCAUUAGUUUUUUUUUAGUUAGUGAAUGAUUCAUUUCUAUUUUAUUUUAAUAAAUAACUUACUAUUGUUUUGUUGAGUAUAGAAUUGUUUUACUCUUGAAACAUUCAAUCUCCUUCAAUCACCUUCAAUCAAUCAAAAGAAGGUGAAGAUACAGGGAACUCAAUGCACAGAUUAAGUGACCUAUUGAAUGAGGUGACAAUAUUGUAUUGUGAAUAAUGGACAUCAUGCCAAAGAUAUUAUGCUGUUUCCACACGGGAUGUAAGGUGGUUGUGCACAUUUUCAGUCUUUUGUUCGUAAGCCAUUUUUAUUACAGCAGCGAAAUCGACACAUGUUCAAUAAAUGUAAACCAGAAAAA
Salmo salar (Atlantic salmon) is the source of this 4066-nucleotide messenger RNA. It is a transcript of the gene wbp1lb, whose product is annotated as WW domain binding protein 1-like b. Lineage: Eukaryota; Metazoa; Chordata; Actinopteri; Salmoniformes; Salmonidae. The record is from RefSeq and is a predicted model, not a curated record.